AUGUCCCAGCAGCAACAAGAAGCAUCUCUGCAUGUGGAAGACGCAUCCACAGUCCCCACCACAGCACAGGCGGAUGGCGAACCUGCUGCCAGUACCCAAGAGCAAGUCAUCAAAGUCUACAACCCCGCCUCCACCACUGCCACCCCCAACUCAGAAGACCUGCCCGCAGACUUCUUCGAGCCCACUCUCUCUGACGUCCGCGCCAUCCAUGGAACCAACGCCGCCCGCAACAAACGCCUCAACGAAGCGCCUUUGCUCACUAGCAAGUACCGCGAAGCAGAGAAGGGUGAGAGGGAGAGGGUGAAGCGGGAAAAGUGGCCAGAGACGACAAUCCGGGUCAAGUUUGGGGAUGGGACGGUUGUGCAAGGGGUGUUUCCGAGCCAGGGGCCUAUUCAGCCAGUGUACGACUUUGUCCGCUCGACUCUCUCUCCCUCUGCCGUUGCAGAACCUUUCAUCCUCUACCAACCUCCCCGCACCCUCUUUCCCGAGCACCCGCCCCCGGAACAAAAGCCCACCAAAAAGCCCAUCAACCCUCUCAUGAAAAACUCUAUUGUCACGCCCGCUGGCUAUGGUAGUGUCCGCGGCGGACCUGUACAAGGAUUGCAAGGAGGGAAGGGCGGGAAGGAGACGUUGGCUGAGUUGGGACUCGUGCCGCAGAGUUUGUUGGUAGUCAGAUGGGACGAUGGGGAUAUGAAUGCGAGCUCGUACCCAGCUCCAUUGAAGGACGAGUUGAAGCAGAAGAGCGAACCACUACCACCUGCAGCCCCAAAACAGCCCGAAGCUCCUGCUCCUACUGCUAGCUCAGGGGGCACCAAGACAGAAACCGCCACAGGCGAGAAGAAGAUCCCCAAGUAG
This is a messenger RNA of Cryptococcus wingfieldii CBS 7118, 855 nucleotides long. RefSeq lists its product as hypothetical. The record is from RefSeq and is a predicted model, not a curated record. The transcript has 4 exons. Gene Ontology annotation, molecular function: protein binding. NCBI's taxonomy places the organism in Eukaryota, Fungi, Basidiomycota, Tremellomycetes, Tremellales, Cryptococcaceae. Bases 1 to 855 code for a protein of 284 amino acids.